Molecule: messenger RNA, 2364 nt
Organism: Polyodon spathula (Mississippi paddlefish)
Lineage: Eukaryota; Metazoa; Chordata; Actinopteri; Acipenseriformes; Polyodontidae
Product: inactive dipeptidyl peptidase 10-like
Exons: 26
Coding region: 1-2364 (787 amino acids)
Biological process (GO): proteolysis
Molecular function (GO): serine-type peptidase activity; dipeptidyl-peptidase activity
Source: RefSeq, a predicted model, not a curated record
AUGGGUAAGCCUAUGACAAAAGUUAGUUUGGAUGUGGGAGAAAGCAGUAUUUCAGAGAGAAACUGGAAGGGAAUUGUCAUUUCACUGCUGGUGAUCAUAAUCAUGAACUCAUUCAUUGCUCUGCCAAUUGUUCUUCUGUCAAAAGAUGAUGCUUCAAAUGCUGCACAAUCAAGAUUAUCUCUGGAUGACUUUUUUUCAAAAGAGUUCACUUUGCAUGACCCAGAAGCAAACUGGAUAAGUGAUGAUAAUAUUAUUUAUAGAAGCAGAGAUGGAAAUGUGAUGAAACUGGAUUUACUAAGCAACGAAACAGGAAUACUUUUGAAAAACACCACCUUUGAGACCUUCAAAGCAACAAAAUAUGCUGUCUCUCCAGAUCUCCACUUUGUUCUUUUAGGAUAUGAUGUUAAACAGGUCUAUCGAUACUCUUUCACAGCCUCAUAUUUAAUUUACAGCUUACAUACCAGGGAGGUUUGGGAGCUCAAUCCACCAGAAGUUGCUGAUUCAGUGCUACAGUAUGCGGCCUGGGGAGUCCGAGGACAGCAGCUGGUGUAUGUUUUUGAAAACAAUAUCUACUACCAGUCUGCUAUCAACAAAAGUUCUUUGAGACUUACUUCAUCUGGAAAAGAAAAAGUUAUUUUCAAUGGAAUAGCAGACUGGUUGUACGAAGAGGAACUACUGCAGUCCCAUGUUGCCCACUGGUGGUCCCCAGAUGGAGAAAAGCUGGCGUUCCUGAUGAUUAAUGACUCCCUGGUAUCAAACAUGGACCUUCCUCGUUUUACAGGCAGCCUCUAUCCCAAAGGACAACAGUAUCCCUAUCCCAAGGCAGGUGAGAUUAACCCUGUGGUCAAACUGUAUGCAGUCAAUUUAUACGGGACAUCAAAAACAGUGGAAUUAAGACCCCCGGAGAUAUCUGAAAGCAGUGACCAUUAUAUUACUAUGGUGAAGUGGGUCAAUAACAACAAGGCUGCAGUGAGGUGGUUAAACAGGCCACAGAAUACUUCUGUUCUUGCAAUAUGUGAAGCUACGACUGGCCAUUGCAUCCAAAAACAUGUAAGGACAACUGAUAUUUGGCUUGAUAAACAGAAUGAAGAGCCAGUGUUUUCACAGGAUAGUCGGACAUUCUUUCUGACUGUGCCAGUUAAAAAUGGCAGACAUGGAGCCUUUCACCACAUUGCAGUGUUUUCUGAUCUGCCUGGAAAUGAGGAGCUCACUAUUCGUCCCCUCACAUCAGGAAACUGGGAAGUCACCCGAAUACUAGCCUUUGAUGAGAAGCAACACACUAUCUAUUAUCUCAGUACUGAGGAUUCAUCAAGUCGAAGGCAACUAUACAGUGUGUCUACUGCUGCCCCAUCUAAUCCUCAAUGUCUUACCUGUGAUAUACACAAGGACCGGUGUACAUACUACAGUGCUGAGAUUAGUCCCAGCCUUCAGCACAUCAUCUUGAACUGUGAAGGUCCAGAUAUUCCACAGGUCACCGUUCACAGACUGAGUGACAUGAUAAACUUGAACAGUUUGGAAAACAACACAAAGUUCAGAGAGGCCAUGAGAGGGAAGAAAAAACUGCACAGGGAAACCAGAACCAUUAGUAUUGAGAGCUAUGAACUUCCCCUUCAAUUGACCUUCCCAGCAGACUUCAAUGAAAAUAACCUUUACCCUCUUCUACUGAUUGUUGAUGGAGCUCCUGGCAGCCAGCUGGUAACUGACAGGUUUCUCCUUGACUGGGACUCGGUGCUUGUCAGCUCUCAUGAUGUCAUCGUAGCUCGCUUUGAUGGCAGGGGAAGCGGAUUCCAGGGGGAGCGGGUCCUACAGGAAGUUUAUCAUCGUUUAGGAACUAUUGAAAUAAAGGACCAAAUAGCAGCAGUAGAAUCUUUAUUUAAACUUCAUUACAUUGAUCAAAACAGGAUUGGAGUAUAUGGAAAGGCAUAUGGAGGCUUCCUCACAUCUCUGCUCCUCCUGUCUCCAGACAGGCUUUUCAAAUGUGGAGUUGCUGUUGCCCCUAUUACAGACUGGAGAUUAUACGACUCAGCAUUUACCGAGAGAUACCUUGGUCUCCCAUCAGUGAACAGCCAUAUAUAUCAAGCCUGCAGUAUUCUAAAUAAUAUUACUGGAUCGAGCCAUCACAAACUCCUAAUAAUUCAUGGGACUGCAGACGCAAAUGUCCAUUUCCAGCACUCAGCUGAACUGAUAAAACGUUUGUCACAAUCUAAUGUAAACUACACUUUACAGGUCUUCCCGGAUGAAGGACAUGACAUUAUUUUAACAAAGAGCCAGUAUUACCUGUACAGUAAAGUCAAUACCUUCUUCAAAGAGUGUUUUCAAGAAGCAGCAAUAUUAACUCUUGUAUCAAAAGAGGCUGACGAAUAG